Messenger RNA from Dermacentor silvarum, 3190 nucleotides. RefSeq lists its product as uncharacterized. Lineage: Eukaryota; Metazoa; Arthropoda; Arachnida; Ixodida; Ixodidae. The record is from RefSeq and is a predicted model, not a curated record.
GGUAGCUUGUGCUAGCCAAAACAAACAUGUAGGUAGCUUUAUGCACGCUUGACGGCACGUGCCAUUGUCAACUCUGUCUAUUUGCUGUUGGUAUAUUUUACUCACUGCUGUGCAGGCACCAAGCUAAAUAGUUUGUUUCCAGACGCACAGCAAAGCAAAGACGCAACUACGGCCAAUCUUCACUGCGUGCAGCGAGAGUAAGAAAAAUGGUUGUUUAGGUGCCCUUUGAAAAAAACGUGUUCAGCGGCGUGUUCAACACACAGUGACGGCUUCGCCCGCUGCAAUUUGUCGACUGUGACAACUAUCGCGGAUAUGAAUGGCAACAGGUACAGAAACACCAGACGUCCUCCGUGGCCUCAAAGUAACAACAGCCAGCGUUGGCAGCCCCGUUCAAACGUGUCCACUUUCGGCUACCGCCGUCAUGAGCUCAACGAGAAGUCGCCGAGCCCGUACCACAGGCAAGGCGCUUCUGGGGACAGCGUAAAGUACAGUGAAGAUGACAUUGACUUUGGUUUUCGUAGACAGCAACAGGACAACUUUCAAAGUCGGGAUUCCUACGACGCCGACUCUGGAGAUGGUGAGCGAACAUUCCCCGCGUCUCGCAGCGUCGGCAGGCACGUCGCAGGAGCAGCCGGGCUACGAGGUUCACGAUUUGAUGAAAGCUGCGUUCGACACCGACUUUCGUCUUUCUCCCCGCCCACAUCACGCCUGAAGAAAGACAGGCACGAUUGUAACUGGAAUCCCUAUCGGACGGUGUCUGCCACAGCUGCACAACAGAAGCUGCCGCCGCCAAUCUUGAAGAACAAAACCUCCAACCCGUGGAAGGCGGAAGAAUGCGGCACUGGAGACAUCGCCCGCCGCGACACCGCACCGAUGCAAGCUCACCAAUCGAGGAGUGCGAAUGUCGACCGUUCCUUUUUUGUUGACCGCGCGGUUAGCCCAAGACCGCGCAGACCACCCUCAAGAGCACCACCUCAGUGCCCCAGUCCUGUCUCAAGAGCACUGCUACCUACGCCCAAUCUCUCGCCGAUUCCCGUUCGGCCGAAAACUCCGAAUCCCGUUCGGCCGCGUACUCCGAAUCCUACUCGACCGCGAACUCCGAAUCCCGUUCGGCCGUACACGCCUGCUAGGAUCACUUGCCCGGACGAGCCUGCCGGCUGGGAAACGCCGCCACGCAAUGUGGGAACUCAAGGUUAUUUUGAGUCGUUGAGGCAUCGCGAACAAGAGAGAAACCUGUUUGGCAGGAAUCAUGUACCACAGAGCAGUUUCAGGGUGGACGGUCCGUCUGUGAACUGUGCCCGGCAGACAACGCACCGCGAACUGAAUUUUACAAUUCCGAGCUCCGACGAGACGCUCACAUUUACGGACUUUCGCAUCAGGGACGCUAAAUCUGGCGGCCGUUUCCUCGGCAAUGACAGUGGCCCUGAAAAUGUUCCCUCCAUUGGCUUUCAGGGAACUUGGAGGGGAAGAGGUCCAGAGGGAAACAAAAUGAGUAGUACAAGGAACGUUGUAACUGGCCAGGAGUCCGAGGGAAACCAAGUGAGAAGCAGUUCAAGGAACUUUGUAACUUGCCAGGUGUCCGAGGUGAAUGGUGCUACUUUUGCAGCAAGGCCUGAACAAGCUCCAGGUCGUGUGGCUUCCAAGAGGCAGAACAUAGGAGAUGCCCGCCUCAUCCUGGACAAGAAAAGAAAGUGUACCUUUGAAGAAGAUAGCGAGGAAAACACAGAAUCAUCUCAGCACCAGCCUGCUAACCACACGUCCCUUGCGAAUGCUCAGCAGUCUGCCAACAAAUCAUCUCUUGCCGCGGCUCAGUUCCCUAAGCAGAAGGUCAUGAAGGAGAGUGUGCAACACAACACAAGGCUCUGGGUUGAAAGUCAUUUCUUUGAGGGUGAUCCUGCCACAACACAUGCGCCUGACAUUCAUGAAGUUGACGAGAGCAGGCUCUUGCCAACGGGCAUCCAACCAGAAACUAUCAGCUAUGUUGUUUUCCUGGACAUUGAUAAGAGGAGCUGCUUUGAGGAAGUCCAGCAGCCUUUCUUGGCUGGCACGCUACUGUACCUGUUCUACAGUGACCCCUCAGUGCUGCUGCCCACGAGGGAGCAUCCGUUUUACAAAGAUAACCGUGGCAGCUGGGCCCACUUCUAUCCGGACUGCGGCACCGAGUACGGCUCCUACCUGGUGGCUGCACCAGCUGUGAUAAGCUGGAUGGACCAGAAGCUGCCUCAGAAGGUCAAAUUUCUGGUUCAUGGGCACCAGAAACUGCUGCACUUGGACAACCUCUCGAGGAAGGUCAUCUACUACCCAACAUCAAGGACGCUGGAUGUGCAGUUGCUGAACAGAAUGCUCAAAGGAGACUUUGACUCCGCAAAGCGUCUCAACGCAGCUGCUGCACCUGUGGCAAUGAAAACCAUCGUCAUCAGGAGCGCAGCUGCACCACUAGAAGGCAAUCCCUUGCCCACACAAGCCACUAGGAACAUUCCGGCUCAUUCUCCACGCUCACAGACUCCAGGCAGCAACAACAGCUUGGAUGUUCAGCCCAAAUCGCCAACAGUAUCCAGGAAACGAAUGCCCAUCCUGGCCCCAGGCCAGUCACCACCAAAGCCGCCAGAGAAGCCGCCACGGCAGAAAGUGCUGUGGGACCUAUAGUUGCGCUUGAUGAUGCCUUACUCAUUCAUUGCCCAUAUUCAUCACAGUUGUACCAAGGCUAUAAGUGCCUUGCAAAGAUUUCUAGCCUUCAAACUUCAGAGGGACACCUCAUAUGUAUAUGGACCAUCACGUUUCUGUACCAUUGAUAAAUCAUUGUUCAAUGUUUUACUUACCAGCAAAGACGCUGGAGGUAUUGUGUAAUUUAUUAGUGCAGGGCAACUUUAACCUAUGCACAAGUCAUACCUCAAGUGUAUUUCUUUUCGCUUGUCAUUACUUGUUUUGUUACUGUUCUGUGAUAGUCACACCAUGAAGUACAUGGAGAUGCUUGUCCUGUUUUUCAGAGAAAUAUAAGCAAGUUUUUGUUAUAAUAAUUCUGUUCUGCAUUUAAAAGCCUGCAAGAUGCUGCGAGGUUGCCUACCAUUUCUCAGUAUGAUGUUACAUAAUAACCAUACGUGAAAAGCCAAUUUCUGUGGACAGUGCCAUGAAGCGCGUGGAAAUGUUUUUCCUGUUUGUGACGAAAUACAUGUGUUUCUUUUUUAUAAAA